Messenger RNA from Knipowitschia caucasica, 2070 nucleotides. Lineage: Eukaryota; Metazoa; Chordata; Actinopteri; Gobiiformes; Gobiidae. The record is from the annotation of a GenBank genome assembly.
AUGGUGACAAUUGGUAAAUUUGAUGGCGUCCACCCAUGCCUCACAGCAGCGACACAAGCUGGGAAGGUUUUCAUACACAACCCCCAUGCUCGUGGCCAAAGAUCUGCAGGGCACACAGACUCUGAUGUGUCGCUUCUUAACAUCAACCAGGCGGUUACUUGUUUAACUGCUGGAAAAUUGGGCCCUAAUACGACUGGGGACACACUGCUAGUCGGCUCUCAAACCAAUCUACUGGCGUAUGAUGUUCAUGACAAUGCAGAUGUUUUCUACAGAGAAGUGACAGAUGGAGCCAAUGCCAUUGUCCUGGGCACACUUGGAGACAUCCCCACACCGCUUGCAAUUAUUGGAGGAAACUGUGCUCUGCAAGGAUUUGACUAUGAAGGGAAUGACCACUUCUGGACAGUCACUGGGGAUAAUGUUCGAUCUCUUGUUCUCUGUGACUUUACUGGUAAUGGAAAAAAUGAGCUCUUAGUAGGAUCUGAAGACUUUGAUAUAAGAGUUUUCAAAGAGGAUGAACUUGUGGCUGAGAUGACUGAAAAUGAAACAGUGACAUCCCUCUGCCAUAUGCAUGACAGUCGAUUUGGCUAUGCACUAGCGAAUGGUACUGUGGGUGUUUAUGAUCGCAAUUCUCGAUACUGGAGGAUAAAGUCCAAGAAUCAUGCUAUGAGUAUUCAUGCCUUUGAUCUAAAUGCCGAUGGAGUAGUUGAGCUCAUAACUGGAUGGUCAAAUGGAAAGAUUGACGCACGUAGCGAUCGCACUGGAGAGGUCAUUUUUAAAGACAACUUCUCGUCCUCUGUGGCUGGGGUUGUGGAGGGAGAUUACAGGCUGGACGGACAGAAACAGCUCAUCUGUGCCUCAGUAGAAGGAGAAGUUCGUGGUUACCUGCCUGCAAGUAAAGACCAAAAAACAAAUCUUAUGGACUCUAAUGCUGAGCAAGAUCUCAUUAGGGAGCUCAGCCAGCGCAGACAGAAUCUCUUGCUUGAACUUAGAAACUAUGAAGAAAAUGCCAAGGGCGUGUCAGAGGCAAAAAGUGAUGUAGGUGUGAUUCCAGCCAACACUCAGCUUCAGACUGCUCUGUCGGUGCGACCAGCCACAGAGGAACAGAGGGCCCAUGUAGAGCUCAACAUUUCCACUCCAAAUGAAACUAUUAUUCGUGCAGUGCUCAUUUUCGCAGAGGGGAUCUUUGAGGGAGAGAGUCAUGUGGUCCACCCCAGUGCUCAAAACCUGUCAGGCUGUGUGAGAGUUCCAAUCAUCCCUCCAAAGGAUAUACCUGUGGAUCUUCACAUCAAAGCCUUUGUUGGAGGAAAAUCAAGUACUCAAUUUCACGUGUUUGAAAUCACUCGCCAGCUUCCUCGGUUCUCCAUGUAUGACCUGACGGAUGAUCCCUCGGCUGCCUCGCCCUCUGGAUGGGUGACCUUUACUAUAAAUGACAGGCCACAAAGGGUUGUCAUGUGGCUGAACCAGAACUUCCUUCUUCCUGAGGGUGUCGACAGUCCAGAUGUAACUUUUCAUUCUCUGAGAACUGAUGGAGUUUUGUCCAUCACUAACGGCAGCAAUGGGCAGAUUACUUUCAAAACUGACGACGUUGACCUGGCAGGAGAUCUUGUCCAGUCACUGGCGUCCUUCCUGGGAAUAGAUGAUUUAUCAGUAGAAGCAGAUUUUCCUGCGUACUUUGAGGAGCUACGCAUCACACUCACAGAGGUGGACGAAUUCCACAUGGUUCAUCAAAAGUUAACUGCAGAAAUGGCUGACCAUUCCAAUUACAUCAGGACUAUGUUGGUACAAGCUGAAGAUUCUCGUCUCAUGGGAGACCUGUCGUCCAUGAAGAAGCGCUACAGGGAGUUGUAUGAUUUAAACAGAGAUCUCAUAAACGAGUAUAAGAUCCGCUCCAACAAUCACAAUGCUCUUUUAUCUUGUCUUAAAUCUGUGAAUCAAGCAAUCCAACGCGCCGGACGACUGCGUGUGGGAAAACCGAAAAACCAAGUGGUAUCUGCCUGCAGAGAUGCUAUCAAGAGCAACAAUGUCAAUGUUCUGUUUCGGGUCAUGAAGGCAGGAACUGCGUCCUCCUGA